Molecule: messenger RNA, 422 nt
Organism: Meloidogyne enterolobii
Lineage: Eukaryota; Metazoa; Nematoda; Chromadorea; Rhabditida; Meloidogynidae
Source: the annotation of a GenBank genome assembly
CAAAUAAAAUGUGGGGAAAAUUAAGUGCAUUUAUUAUUGCCAAAUCUGUUAAUGAAAUAAAAGGAAAAUUAAAAAUAUUAAUAGUGCAAGCAAAAAAGAAUAAUAAAAGGGCAAAUAAUAAAAAAGAAAAAAGAAAAAAUAAUAAAAAAAUAAAUGAAAAUAAUAAUAAUAUUGAAAAUAAUAUAAAUAAAUUGAUAGAAUUAAUUAAUAAAUAUGAAGAAAUUGAACAAAAAUUAAAUAAAUUACCCGAAGAAAUUAAUUGGAAGGAAUUGGAGAAAAUGGCUAAUUUUUGGAUGAUUUUUAAUAAAAUUAAGGAUUCCAAGGAUUUUGAAAAAGAUAAUUUUGAUAAUGAUUUAAAAGAGGAAAAUAAGGAUUCAGAAAUUAAUAGGGAAAAUAUUAAAUAUUUACACACAAAGGUUUAA